Molecule: messenger RNA, 1407 nt
Organism: Penicillium argentinense
Lineage: Eukaryota; Fungi; Ascomycota; Eurotiomycetes; Eurotiales; Aspergillaceae
Exons: 2
Coding region: 1-1407 (468 amino acids)
Cellular component (GO): mitochondrion
Molecular function (GO): proline dehydrogenase activity; FAD binding
Source: RefSeq, a predicted model, not a curated record
AUGAUUCCUAGAUCUGCCUACCGCCAUGCUGUUGGACAGCAGCCCCGCGUCCUCCCACUUCACAGUCAAAUCUUCAGGCGACACCGUUCCACCAAGCAGCGGUUUCACGAUGCAGCGGUUGUAUCCUCGCCAUCUGCUGUCCAGCGCCCUCUGGAGGUGCCCUCCAUGGCACGGCUUCCGACUCGAUUUCUCUUGCGCUCGCUGGUCCUUACUUCGUUAAUGUCAUCGAAGCUGUUCCUCAGGCCCGCCCUUUACUUACUGAGCGUCGUGACGAAUUCGAAAUCCGCCAUCCUCAACCCCGAUCGCAAUCGAGUGCUUAACAAGCUGCUCAGGUGGACGGUUUACAAUCACUUCUGCGCUGGCACAAAUCAACAAGAGGUCUCCAAAACAGUGGCAGAAAUAAAGAGAAUAGGAUAUCAGGGGGUCAUCCUGGGAUAUUCAAAGGAGAUUGUAGUGAAUCCGAGCGAAAAGCUGGCCCGCGAUGAUUCUGGCUCAACUACCUACAGCGAGAAAUGCUAUGAGAUUGUGGAGGAAUGGAAGAAAGGAACAUUGGACACCCUACGGAUGGUCGGUGCAGGGGAUUUCCUUGCCGUCAAGCUCACCGGUGCCGGACCAAUCUCCCUAGAUGCAAUGGCAGAGCAAAAGCCGAUGCCAGCCGUUCUGGCAGAGGCCAUGGAUGAAAUUUGUGUCGCUACUCGAGAGCAAGGGUCACGGCUGUGGCUAGAUGCUGAGCAGCAAGUCCUGCAGCACGGACUUGACAACUGGGCCAUUGAGAUCAUGCAGAAGCACAACCAAUCUACCACACCACUGGUAUACAACACAAUCCAGGGCUAUCUGAAAGGAUCCAAAGCAAACCUUGAUCGGCAUCUCAUCGCAGCUGCUGAACGUAACUUUGCGGUGGGAAUCAAACUGGUUCGGGGAGCCUACAUUGAACACGAGACCCGGUCUCUUAUCCACGACACAAAGGAAGACACAGAUCAUUCAUAUGACCUCAUAGCAGACUCGAUGCUUUGUCGAAGAAUGCCCGAAAGAACUGAUCUCGCUUUUCCGGACGCAGCCCUCUUUCUUGCCACACACAACGCUGCCAGCGCCGCAAAGGCCAUUGCGAAGCACCAAGAGCUUCUCCUUGCGAAGAAGCCAACAAUUCUUCUCGAGUGCGGCCAGAUCCAAGGCAUGGCAGAUGAGUUGAGCUGCGAGCUCGUGUCAAGUUAUGAACGGGCUAUGAAAGAAUCCAAAGCUGCGAGUGUCUCGGUUCCUAAGGCAUUCAAGUGUAUGGCUUGGGGGUCCGUGGCGGAAUGCAUGCAAUACCUUCAUCGCCGGGCUAUCGAGAACAAGGGCGCAGUAGAGAGAACUCAGCAUAUGGUCGAGGCAUUGCGACGAGAGCUGUGGCGCAGGAUUGUUGGUUAA